AUGCUGGCUGACAUCGGCGCUCAGAACAAGAAUGUUGACAGCAAUGGCCCCAGCCCCGAUAACGCUUCGUCUGCAAGGAGGCAGCCAAGCACACCGCUUGUCCCAGACCCGAUAGAGACUCCGGCUGGCGCUGGUCAAUUACUCUCACUGACGCCUUCGACGGAGUCUGAUGCCGUCGCUAUGGGCCUGCUAUCGACAGAAGCUGCCAGAACCUUGUUACAGCGCUUCAAAACUACACUCACACCGCAUUUCCCAUUUGUCGUUUGCUACAGAAGACUUGCACAUUUCCCUGACAAGUACAUUCUGCCAAUCGUCCAAAUCCAACACACGAUGGAACAAGCCGACGCAUCCGACCACGACGAGCGCGAGGUUCUCAAGUCCACUCACCUUACUCAACUCAUUCUGUGUCUCGAGACGAUCAAAGGUGCUCUCCUUUUCCCUUUGGCGGAGAGUGCCAUGUUGACAAUGCACCUUCACACUGGGAUCGUACACGCCUGCCAUACGAAUGUUUGUACUGAUGCUGCGCUGAACCUCCUGCCAACGGACGAGAGAUGGCCUCAGUGGCGACUGGACGCACUCAGUACAGGGCUCAUCGCCGCGAAAUCGUCGCUCUCGUGCUUCCUAUCGCUACCACUUGGGCACGAAAAAUCUUUCAACAACUCUGAGUGGAUACAAUUGGGGUUUGUGACGACGUGUGCAGCUAGACUAGCUGCAUUGUCGAGCCAGAAAGUCAUUCGCCAAGAAACGCACCAUCUGCGGCGCUUUCUAGGCAUAUCAGACGGUCUCAAAGACACCAUCCGCCGCUUGGAGUCGCUCAGUACAUCGACUGCCGAUGACGAUGGCGAGAGAGAUGUCUUCUACCAUUAUCGGCAGCGCGUACAGCGGAUCCAAGCAUGGUUUCAGGCGCAGCAGGAGCGUGUCCAGCGAGAAUCGAUGCAAACCGUUUCUGACACGGCCGAUGCGGCCGCCUGGAACGGCAGUGCUAGGCAGCAACUCCCGCUUGCAUCUAGUGGCGCACAGCGCGCAUGGAAUCCAGGCCAGGCGCUGCCUCAGGACUCGCCGGUCCUGCCCAUGGAUAUUGCCUGGCGCGAAGGAGAUUUGUUCGACUGGCUGCCGGAUGAUCUCAUGGACAUGGAGAACUUCGGACAAACCUUUCCAUUUGAUGCAGAGGGCACGUGA
Molecule: messenger RNA, 1179 nt
Organism: Zymoseptoria tritici IPO323
Lineage: Eukaryota; Fungi; Ascomycota; Dothideomycetes; Mycosphaerellales; Mycosphaerellaceae
Exons: 4
Coding region: 1-1179 (392 amino acids)
Source: RefSeq, a predicted model, not a curated record